AUGGCAUUAGCUUUAAGAGAUCAUCAUCAUACUAAAUCUCACAAUAAAACACACGAUAAACUCAAAACUAUCUUUGAUUCUUUAGGAUCAACUGAUUAAGAUCUUAACCAAUAAUCAAACCCAGAAUCAAUGAAAAUGGAAGUUGCAAAGUUUAAGGGUUAAAUGAGGAGAUAGGAAAUAGAGUAUAACCUAAAUGUUGCUCUUCUUGAGGGAAUUUUUAGCAAAAAGGAAUAUGAUGUGAAAAUGAAGCUAGUUGAAGAAAACAAAGAGUUGAUUAAUAGGUCAGUAUUAAAUCCAGAAGAGGAUAAGUUAAUAGAACAGAGAUUGGGGCUUGUAACAUAAGUAAGAGAGGUGUAAAAUUUAGCGCAAUAAUCCAAUCAGAAAAUAGACAAGGAAGAAUUUGUAACUGAAAUAUUUUAAGUUAACUUCCAAAUUUAGUAAAAAGGACUGAAGGAUGCAUAGUUAUUGAUUAAAAGACUUAAUGAGGAUAAGAAGGAAAGAGAAUAGAAAAAGCUCAUACAAUAAAAAUUAGAGUAAGAGAAAAGAAAGAAAGGUGAGGAUGAGAUAAUGAGAAAGUAAGAGGAAGAGAUGUUUAAGAAAGAGGAAGAGAAACGCAAAAAGUAGGAAGAAAUAGAAAAGAAAUUCUAAGACAAACAUUAGGAGAGAUAAAAGUACAGAGAAGACUCUCAAGUUAAAAUUAAGACAGUAAUCAAUUCAAAGCCCUUGUAUAAGUAAUAUGAGGAGAAAUAUAUACAGGAGAUAGAGAUGCCAUAACUAGAAAUGAAGAAGAAAUAACUUGAAGAGUUGCGUAAUCUUCACAAACCAAUUCAGAAGUAAGAUCUAUUAGAGCAUGCUAUGAAAUAUGAACGCAUGAAGCAGUAAUAAUUGGAAGAUAUCAAGAAGCAUAGGGAUUUAAGUAUCCAGGCAGAGAAGGAUCGUACUGCUAAUCUUAGAUAUAAAAUCAAAGAAAGUUUGAAUUUGUCAGUUAUUGAUCCAAAGAAAAUUGAAGAUGAGAAAAUAUUAGAAGAACGCAAGAAAUAUACAGACAAGGUUAGGAAUUAUGCGAAGUAAGUCAAGGAAAUGUAUUGGCCAAAAGUCAGUGAAACUAAAUAAUUAGAGUUAGAGUAAAGAAUAGACUAGCUACGUAGUUAGAACAUUCGUAGAAGUGUAAAUGACCUAACAGGAGAUGGUAAGAACACUAAUAGAAGAAGUGGAAGAGGAACUGCGUCUGCUACACAAGAUGAUGAAACUGCCUCUCAAAUUGAAAAAAAGGUAAUUGAUUGGAAGAAACUAAUUAAUCCAAUGGCACCUUAGUAAAAGCAUCCAAAACUAGACGAUUCUGUUUAUAAAUCAAUGGAUUUCUUGAGAGAGUUAAGAGCGAAAAGAGAAUAAGAUGAGAAAGAUGGUAUUGCUCCAAGGAGAGUAAAUGAUCUUCAGAAAAUUGAAAAGAUGCUUGCUAACCCUAAUAUUAGUGAUAAUGAGAAAAUGGAUUAUGUAAAGAAAAGAGCUGAACUCAUUGAAAAGCAGGCUUUAAGAGAUGAAAUGCUAAUAAGAGCUGGCCAUGUAGAUAAUAUUGAAAAGAAUAUUGCAGUAAAUGAUAAAUACAUUGACGCUAUUACUGCUAAGCUUAAGAUUCUAGAUCAGAUUUGA
This is a messenger RNA of Stylonychia lemnae, 1650 nucleotides long. NCBI's taxonomy places the organism in Eukaryota, Ciliophora, Spirotrichea, Sporadotrichida, Oxytrichidae. The record is from the annotation of a GenBank genome assembly.